CACAAGCACAACCAAGUGGAUUUCCAGAUACACUUGCAAGCUCAGGGUCCAAGAGCCAUGAAGGUCCUUGCUGUGCUCGUCCUAGCUGUUUUUACUGGCUGUAAUGCCAAUCUCUUUUAUGCUGAUGCACCAAAGCCCCAGCUGGAAGUGAUGCAAGAUGCUUUCUGGGACUAUGUUGCAAAAGCCACUCAGACAGCUGAUGACACCCUGCAGAUGAUCAAAAAGUCUCAGAUUGGCCAGGACUUCAGCACCCGUCUGACAGAAGGUGCUGACAUGGCCAACCAGUAUGCCGUCACACUGCAGGAGCAGCUUCCUAUUGGAACCCAGGAUAUGAUCAACAAAUUCACCGCAGAGGCUGAAAUGUUGAAAGAACGUGUGACCCAGGAGCUGAACACAGCCCGGGAGAAACUGGAGCCUUACACUGAGAACAUCAAGACCCAAAUGCAGCAGAGAGUGGAGCAGAUCAAACAGGAGCUGGCCCCAUAUGCUGACUCCCUGGACGCCGACACCCUGAGGACCACUCUGAUUCAGAAGAGUGAGGAUCUGAAGGCCAGCGUGGAGCAGUCUGUGCUGGAGUUGCAUGAGCUGGUGGGACCAUAUACUGACAACCUGAAGGGAAAGUUGGAACCCCAUCUGGAGGAAUUCAAGCAGAAAGCGAUCCCCGUGACCGAGAGAGUCCACAGCGAGCUCACACAGAAAGCCCAGCAAGUGAGAGAAAUGGCUGCUCCCUAUGUUGAAGAUCUGAGGGAGAAGCUGGACCCAUACGCCCAGGACCUCAAGGAUCGUCUCACCACCCUUUAUGAAUCCUACACUAAAACCAACUAAGUCAAACUCCGGGUGCCAUUGAACAAAAAACUGCAUCAAAUAAAACCAAAUCCUCUUAUCCCUGACCCCAGUAACAUGUCCUUUUCAGUAGCAUUAACUCACCUUUCGUGAAAGUUGUGAUUAUUGUUAAAUGACCUACGCUGUCAAAAACUUUAAGGCAUAAGUUAAAGUUGGUCUGUGACCACACGUUGUAUUAUGGAAAAUAAAGUAAAAGCAAAAUAA
Messenger RNA from Nematolebias whitei (Rio pearlfish), 1047 nucleotides. Its product is annotated as apolipoprotein A-I. The transcript has 4 exons. The record is from RefSeq and is a predicted model, not a curated record. NCBI's taxonomy places the organism in Eukaryota, Metazoa, Chordata, Actinopteri, Cyprinodontiformes, Rivulidae. Gene Ontology annotation, cellular component: high-density lipoprotein particle; chylomicron; blood microparticle. The coding region runs from base 58 to 825 and encodes 255 amino acids. Gene Ontology annotation, biological process: reverse cholesterol transport; cholesterol biosynthetic process; positive regulation of lipid biosynthetic process. Gene Ontology annotation, molecular function: phosphatidylcholine-sterol O-acyltransferase activator activity; cholesterol binding; phospholipid binding.